AUGCAGCAGCUGUCACAAGCUGCAGGCAGCCAGAAGUUACCGACAGCGGGCCUACCUCUCGAAGAUGUACGCUGGCGCGGAGUGAAGGAGGUGUUCGUCCAAAACCUGCCCGCGCGCAUUUCGCAAGGCAAAUUCCUAGAGUUCGUGCGAUCUCAGGAGGUGCCACAGCCAGACUUCACCCGCUUCCCUGUGUACGGAAACGGAAAGUGCCGCGGCUAUGCCAUUGUGGGCUUCAAGUCUUCAGAUGUGGCCCAUAAGUUCGUGAUCGGUGUGUCCCAGCAGCACAUCCCUGGCUUCCUCAAGGAAGUGCCUCUGGUCUGCACUCCUUGCGAGCGCCGACCGGUGCAUAUCCGGUCCGCUAUCCGCAGCUUCGGUCUGCCUGCCCACGGUGCAGGCUCUGACUCCCAGCCCCGAAUCGUGGAGAGUCGCGGCGUACAGACAUGUUCUGAGCUCUUGAGGCCAUGGCUUCAGCUUGGAGAGAAGGGGAGAAACAAGAUCCCUCCGGACUUCACUUCCACGGAUGAGGAGGUGGCACCAUCGCAGGCAGAGGUCUUUUCCGUGCCGUCUGGUGCGGCAUCCGCGAAGGACUCCGUGUCCCAGCGCUUCCUGCUUCCCGAAGGGGCAGGUGCUACUUCGCAAGAGGUCGUAGAAGACCUCCCAGUUUCCUAA
Molecule: messenger RNA, 669 nt
Organism: Symbiodinium sp. CCMP2456
Lineage: Eukaryota; Dinophyceae; Suessiales; Symbiodiniaceae
Source: the annotation of a GenBank genome assembly